AGAAAAUUGUCAAUUUCCUUGUCGGUAUCGAUAUUCGCUACAAUAAUAGCGUUUUUAAUCUAUCAAUAACCUUUGUAAUUUACAAUCAGAUAAAUAAAGCUGAAAAACAUGUCGGAAGUAAAGACCGUGGUGGCAGGGAUAGUUAACUUUUUAAAACAACAACUUGAAAGCGACGCGUUGAACGUCGACUCCCGGGAAAGCGUAGAAGUCGCCGUGCAGUGUAUCGAAACUGCCUACGAGUUGACUCAAGAUGAUAUUUCAAAGGGAGUGGAUCUCCUGCAGCUGGUCAGGCAGCAGAGCGGCAACGCGAGCGCCAUCAAAGCUGAAGCCGAAAAGUUGAAAAACGAAGGCAACGAGUGCAUGAAAGCGGAGCGUUAUCGGGAGGCCCUAGAGAAGUACAGCCGCGCUAUCGAGUUAGAUCCACGUAACUCCGUCUAUUUCUGCAACAGAGCCGCAGCGCACUUCAAGCUCGGCGAGCACGAGUCGGUGGUGGCCGACAGCAUGGCGGCGCUCGCGCUGCAGCCCAACUACGGCAAGGCGCACGGGCGCCUCGGCAUCGCGCUCACGGCGCUCGACCGGCACGUGGAGGCGCGCGCGGCCUUCGCGCGGGCCGUGCAGCUCGAGCCCGACAACGAGUCCUACAAGGAGAACCUGCGCCUCACUGAAGAGAAGCUCGCGCAGAGCGGCCGCCCGGCCAUGGAUCUGGGCGGCUUACUUCAAAACCCGUCACUAUUAAAUAUGGCCACGGAGCUCUUGUCAGAUCCUAAUAUGCAGAAUCUCAUUUCGGGCCUAAUGGAUAACAACGCAGGAGCGAACGCUCCUGGAGGAGUGAACGCUUUACUGGAGGCCGGACAAGCGCUGGCUCAACAGAUGCAGGCGGCGAACCCGGAGCUGGUGGAGCAGCUGAGGCGGCAGAUGCACCCGCCGGGCGGCCCCGGCGGUCCCGGCGGCAACCCUCCUGCCCCGGCGCAAUAAACAUUUAUUGUUUUAUCAGGCUAAGUGUGGACUUGCCCCGUUGCAACCCAAAUUAGCCCUGUUUUUAUUUAGUUUCCUACAUAAAAAUAUAUUAUUUUAUGAGAAUGUAAAAUAUUAAAUUAUUCUUUCGAGCGCUCACUAUUUAAUAUUUCGAAGCUUUUGGAUUUAUUUAUUACAAGAAUAAACAAAUGUUCCGUCUUUUGCAUUUAUCAAUCUGUGGACUGUUACACUCUGUAUACUAGUUAGGGCAAACAAAUCACUGCAUAUCGUGCAGAUUAGUGAAUAGAAUUAUGAAACUAUUCAUAUUGUGUAUAUUCUAUACUGACAAAUGUUCAGGUCAUCAAAAUUAUACUUAGAUAUUAAGACUAUGAUAAUUGGUGUUGAAUAAAUAUAUCCAAAAAAUAAUAA
Colias croceus (clouded yellow) is the source of this 1383-nucleotide messenger RNA. RefSeq names its product small glutamine-rich tetratricopeptide repeat-containing protein alpha-like. The record is from RefSeq and is a predicted model, not a curated record. Gene Ontology annotation, biological process: post-translational protein targeting to endoplasmic reticulum membrane. The transcript has a single exon. The coding region runs from base 109 to 975 and encodes 288 amino acids. Lineage: Eukaryota; Metazoa; Arthropoda; Insecta; Lepidoptera; Pieridae. Gene Ontology annotation, cellular component: TRC complex; membrane. Gene Ontology annotation, molecular function: molecular adaptor activity; protein binding.